Molecule: messenger RNA, 2924 nt
Organism: Brachypodium distachyon (stiff brome)
Lineage: Eukaryota; Viridiplantae; Streptophyta; Magnoliopsida; Poales; Poaceae
Product: subtilisin-like protease SBT1.7
Exons: 1
Coding region: 528-2924 (798 amino acids)
Biological process (GO): proteolysis
Molecular function (GO): serine-type endopeptidase activity
Source: RefSeq, a predicted model, not a curated record
UACAGUAUAUUACUGAAUUUUUGUACAAACUUCUCGCAAAGUUUCCAUCAAAGCCGAAAGCAAAAAUGCAAUGUCAAUUUCAUCUCAUUCCCAAACCCCAAAGGAAUUUCUUCUCACAUACAUAUACUAAACUUCAUCUCGCAAAGUUACCUCUCGAGCUGGUUAUUUUUUUUGGGGACAUCUCGAGCUAGUGUUGAAACAAGUUCUUCUCAUUCGCAAAGCCCAAUGGAAGGUCAACUCUCUUGGCAGAAAAUACACUUGGACCUGGAUUUUUUUUUUUAGAACUACUUGGACCUGGAUGAGUUCUCAAUGUCCAGGAAUCCACAGCCCAGUUCACAAUUUCCCCAAACAAUAUCAGCCCAGUUGAGCUACCAAAACCUCUCUCUCUCAAAAAAAGAGUUAAUCUACCAAAUUAACCCCGGCUAAACAUAGCCAGCGCAUGGCGUCUUCCUCUGCUGCGCACAGGGCCGCUCGCCGUAAAAACGAAGCGCCACCACCGCCUCAUCUUCUUUUCUCCGGCCACCACAAUGGCCACGCACCGCCGCCUCCUCCUCGCCGCCGUCCUCUUGUUGCUCGCUGCCGCGGCCAACGGCGACGACCUGCUCGCUCCCCUGAUCGCCGCCGCCAACGGAGAAAAAUCACCGCACGCUCCGUCGCCCGAGCAGGAAAGAGAAGAAGCGGUCAUCGCCGACAAGGUCGCCAAGGUCGAGCAAGCGUUAGCCGGCGGCAACGGCGAGGGAGACGACGCCGGAGGCAGCGGCGCCCUGAAGACGUACCUGGUGAUCGUGGGCCGCGCCAACGGGCCCAAGGAAGGCGGCGACAAGCUCAUCGAGUGGCACGCGUCUCUUCUGGCUUCGCUCCUCAACACCACCGCGGGCACGCUCCUCCUGGAGGCGCUCUCGGCCGUGAGCCCGCGUCUCGUCUUCUCCUUCGCGCACGUCGUGAGCGGCUUCGCGGCGCGGCUCACGGACGCCGAGGCCGGCGAGCUGUCCAGGUUGCCCUGGUGCGUGGAUGCCCUGCCCGACGCGCGCUACCGCCUGGCCACCACGUACACGCCGGAGCUGCUCGGGGUGAGCGCGCCGUCCACGGGGGCGUGGAGCGUCGGCGGCAGCAUGGGCGAGGGCGUCAUCGUCGGCGUCCUCGACAACGGCAUCGACCCGCGCCACGUCUCCUUCUCCGACGACGGCAUGCCCCCGCCGCCGCCCGCGAAAUGGCGCGGCAAGUGCGACUUCGGGGGGACUCCCUGCAACCGGAAGCUCAUCGGCGGGAAAGCCCGGGCGAUGGAGCACCACGGCACGCACACGUCGAGCACGGCCGUGGGGGCCUUCGUGGGCGGCGUGAAGCUGUUCAGGGCCGACGCCGGGAACGCGUCCGGCAUGGCGCCCAGGGCGCACCUGGCCUUCUACGAGGUGUGCCUGGCCGACACGUGCUCCGCCACGGAGAUCCUGACGGCGACCGAGAAGGGCGCGUUCGUGGACGGCGUGGACGUGAUCUCCAUCUCCGCCGGGGACGACACGCAGAAGCCGUUCUACAAGGACCUCAUCGCCGUGGGGAGCUUCUCCGCCGUCAUGUCCGGCGUCUUCGUCAGCACCAGCGCCGGGAACUCCGGCCCGGUGUCGCGGACCGUCACCAACUGCGCGCCAUGGCUGCUCACCGUCGCCGCCAGCACCAUGGGCCGCCACGUCGUCUCCAAGGUCCAGCUCGGCAACGGGGUCGCGCUCUACGGCGAGACCCUCAAGAGGUUCAAGCCCGUCAGGAACCGGCCGCUCGUCUUCAUCGCCGGGAUGUUCGCCGACGGCGCGCUGAACGCCACCGAUGUCCGGGGCAAGAUCGUGGCCACGGAGCGGAAGGAGGACCCCAUCACGCUUGGGGAGAUGAUCCAGAAGGCCGGCGGCGUCGGCAUGGUCAGCUGGUCCAGCGCCGUGCGUGGCAACGCCACCACGCCCAUGGACGACCUUGCCAUUGCCUCGUCGAGGAUCUCGCAUGCCGACGGCGAGGCCAUCGUGGCGUACAUCAACUCCACGCCCAACCCCACCGCCAGCAUCCGGUUCGGCGGCGCCCAGGUGAACAGGUCCUCUCGGCCGGCAAUCGCCGAGUACUCCUCCAGAGGCCCCUGCAACGUGUCCAACGUCGGCGUGCUCAAGCCGGACAUCACCGGGCCCGGCACGAGCAUCGCUGCCGCCGUCCCGGGCGGCGGCAACAACAGCGCGCUGCCCACACGGAUGUUCGGCCUGCUCAGCAGCACGUCCAUGUCGACGCCGCAUCUCUCCGGGAUCGUGGCCAUGCUGAAGAAGGCGCGGCCGGAGUGGUCGCCGGCGGCGAUCAAGUCGGCGAUGAUGACGACGGCGGACGUGGCGCACCUGGACGGGACGCCGAUCGUCGACGAGACGACCGGCCGGCCCAACUGCUUCGCCAUGGGCGCCGGGCUCGUGAACCCGACGCGGGCCCUCGACCCAGGGCUCAUCUACGACCUCGCGCCGGCGGACUACAUCUCAUACGUCUGUGGCCUCGGCUACAAUGCCAGCUUGGUCAACGAUAUCAUCGCGCAGCCGAUUCAGAACGUGAGCUGCGAUAAGGUCGAGAAGAUCCAACGCAAGGACCUCAACUACCCGUCGAUCAUGGUGACCCUCGCUCCACCGCCGGCGGCACCGGAGGUCGAGGUGCGGCGUGCGGUGACCAACAUUGGGGAACCCCUGUCGGUUUACACCGCGGAGGUUGUGGCGCCCGAGGGGGUCGCCGUCGAGGUGGUGCCCAAUAUGCUGGCAUUCGGGUCUGUACACCAGAGGAUGGAGUUCACCGUGAAGCUCAGGAGAGGUGCCGAUGCCGCCGUCAAUGGCACGGCGGAGGGAAGCCUGCGGUGGGUCUCCGGCAAGUACUCCGUGCGCAGCCCAAUCGCCGUCCUCUUCGAAACAUUGCCCAACUAA